AUGAUGGCUUCUGUUUUCACAUCCAACAAAACAAUCCGAGUUUGUCCUUUCCUCAACGGAGAUGUAGAAAACUCAGAAACCAAAACUAACAACACAUGGGUUCGUCCCAAUCUACCCAGCAGAUGUACCUGGAAACCAGGAAAAUCCAUCUCGGAGUCCCCUCACGGAUGUGUACCUUUCCCAAAAGAACCAAAGAUUUUGUCAAAUAUUUUGGAGAAAAUUGGACACACCCCACUGGUCCGUGUCAACAAGAUUGCAAAAGCCUAUGGGCUUCAGUGUGAGCUCUUGGCCAAGUGUGAGUACUUCAAUGCUGGAGGGAGUGUCAAGGACCGAAUCGCCUUGAGAAUGAUAGAAGAUGCAGAAAGAGCUGGCACUCUCAAACCAGGAGACACGCUCAUUGAGCCUACUUCAGGAAACACAGGGAUUGGAAUUGCACUGGUAGCUGCCGUGAAGGGCUAUCGCUGCAUCAUUGUCAUGCCAGAGAAAAUGAGCAUGGAGAAGGUGGAUAUCCUGAGAGCCCUCGGGGCUGAGAUUGUACGAACUCCUUGCACGAGGUAUGAUGCCCCAGAAUCAAAUGUCCGUGUUGCUUGGAAACUGAAGAAUGAAAUCCCAAACUCACAUAUUUUGGAUCAGUAUAGAAAUCCAAGCAACCCUUUGACACACUAUGACACCACUGCUGAGGAGAUUCUGGAACAAUGUGAUGGCAAAGUUGACAUGAUUGUGGCUGGAGCUGGCACUGGAGGCACCAUCUCUGGUAUUGCCAGGAAGAUGAAAGACAAAUGUCCUGAAUGCAAAAUUGUUGGAGUAGAUCCUGAUGGUUCCAUUGUUGCCCUACCCAGCUCACUGAAUACAGUGUCAGCAGAGGAUACAACAAUGGAGGUGGAAGGGAUUGGACAUGACUUUAUCCCAACCGUCCUUGACAGAUAUGUGAUAGAUCAGUGGUGCAAGAGCAACGACACAGAAUCCUUUCUUAUGGCACGCAGGCUGAUUAGAGAGGAAGGUUUGCUUUGUGGAGGUAGUGCGGGCAGUGCCAUGUCUGUGGCUGUGAAGGCUGCUAAGCAUCUGAAAGAGGGUCAGCGCUGUGUUGUCCUCUUGCCUGACUCUGUGAGGAACUACAUGUCUAAAUUUUUGAAUGACAAAUGGAUGGUCAAGAAUGGGUUUCUAAAAGAGGAUGUUCAAGAACAUUAUCCUUGGUGGUGGAAUAUCAAGGUGCAGAAGCUGAACCUCUUAGCCCCUCUAACCCUUCUCCCAGAUGUGAAUUGUCAAAAGGCAAUUGAAAUCCUCCGUGAGAAGGCAUAUGACCAGGCACCAGUUGUUGCAGAAUCAGGUCUCAUCCUGGGAAUGGUAACUCUCAGCAACAUCCUCUCCUCCAUCCUGGCAGGAUCUGCCCAGUUCUCAGACCCAGUAAUGAAGGUCAUUUAUCAGCAGUUUUCAAAGAUUAGUCUGGAUGAUACCCUUGGAAAGCUUUCACACAUCCUGGAAAAUGAUCACUUUGCUAUUGUUGUACAUGAACUGGAGCAAUACAAUGCAGAUGGCAGCUCCUUCAUGAAACAGAUGGCGUUUGGUGUGGUUACAGCUGUUGACCUCCUCAGCUUUGUCACUCACAAAAACAAGACCUAA
Messenger RNA from Rhineura floridana, 1620 nucleotides. Its product is annotated as cystathionine beta-synthase-like. NCBI's taxonomy places the organism in Eukaryota, Metazoa, Chordata, Lepidosauria, Squamata, Rhineuridae. The record is from RefSeq and is a predicted model, not a curated record. Gene Ontology annotation, cellular component: cytoplasm. The transcript has 15 exons. Gene Ontology annotation, molecular function: cysteine synthase activity; cystathionine beta-synthase activity. The coding region runs from base 1 to 1620 and encodes 539 amino acids.